AUGUCUUCUGGCUAUUGGCCCGACUACGUGGAAUCUUCAUGUCGUGAAAAUUAUACUUACUUUGAUUCUGGUGAUUUCCUUCAAACCGCUUAUCAUCUCACUGCUCUUUUCACAAUCCCUUUAUCAAUUUUCACAUUUUACACUAUAAUUCGAGUGACUCCGAAGAAAAUGAAAAAUAUGAAAAUUCCACUUUUGAUUGCUCAUAUUUGGGGAACAAAUUUGGAUUUAUGUUUUACGGUUUACGGUGCUCCGUACAUUUUCUUUCCUGGAGCUGCCGGUUUGUCACUUGGAAUAUUUAGAGCUUUGGGAUUUGCGUCUAAAUGGGUCGCUUAUAUUGGACAGGCAUCUAUAGUUGCUGUAGCUAUCAAUUUUAUAAUGUUGCUCGAAAACCGGCACAGUCAAAUUCCACUGAGCAAUUUCAAAAUUACAAAUCACAAAGUUCGAACUGCAUUUUUGACAAUCAAUUAUUUGUUUGCUUUUUUAUACAUUCUGCCAUUUUAUCUGGAUAAAGAUAAUCAAAUGGAGAUUCGAAAAUUCGUUUUGAAGAGAAUCCCUUGUCCAACCAUUGAAUUUUUCAACAAACAAACUGUAGUUUUGUUGAAAGGCGGCGAGUUUUUGCCGUUUUUGUCAAUGGUGGUUGGAUUGAUAAUUGUGCUUAGCCAAACUUUAUUCUUCUCAAUUCACACUGUUUAUCACUUGAAUUUUGUAAAAGGCGCGAAUGUGUCCGAAGCCACUAAAGCGAUGCAGAGGAAGUUUUUGAGUUAUGUGGUAAUGCAGAUGUUAAUUCCCUGGACAGUUCUCGCCGGCCCUAUUUUCUACUCUCUCUAUGCCGAUAGACACGAUUACUAUAAUCAAGCAUUCAACAACUUCUCAAUGCUUUUCAUGGCUCUUCACGGAUUGUUAAGCAAUUCUUGUACCCUUUUUAUCAUUAAGCCGUAUCGGGAAUUCGUCAAGAACUUGAUUACUGGAAAUUCGGAAUUCAAUUCCCGGGAAAUAGCUCAUACAACCAAUGCUGCUCCUGUUUCUGUUGUAGUGGGGAGUACAUCAGGCUAG
This is a messenger RNA of Caenorhabditis briggsae, 1053 nucleotides long. Lineage: Eukaryota; Metazoa; Nematoda; Chromadorea; Rhabditida; Rhabditidae. The transcript is spliced from 5 exons. The record is from RefSeq and is a predicted model, not a curated record. Bases 1 to 1053 code for a protein of 350 amino acids.